CCCCGCGUGGAGCUGGCCUGGGCCAUGAAGGCACACCAGCACGCCCAGGUCUACUUCAACCUCAUCUCCUCCGUCGACCCCAAGUUUCUGAACCUCACCAAAGUCGACGAUCAGAUCUACAGCGAGUUCAGGAGGACCUUCAGGGAUCUUAAAAUCGACGUGUUGGACCCAGAAGAGCUCAAAUCGGAGCCUGCCAAGGAGAAAUGGCGCCCGUUCUGCCUGCGGUUCGAGGGGGUGGUGGAGGACUUCAACUACGGCACCCUGCUCCGCCUGGACUGCCGCAAAGACUACACCGAGGAGAACACCAUCUUCGCCACCAGGAUCCAGUUUUUCGCCAUCGAAAUCGCUCGGAACAGAGAGGGCUGUAACAGCGUCGUCUACAGCAGUGCCAGGGAGUCGGCGGGCGAGGAGGCGGCGUCGGGGUGA
Messenger RNA from Charadrius vociferus (killdeer), 426 nucleotides. RefSeq names its product polysaccharide biosynthesis domain containing 1 (gene PBDC1). The transcript is spliced from 4 exons. The annotation marks the transcript as partial. Gene Ontology annotation, cellular component: cytoplasm. The record is from RefSeq and is a predicted model, not a curated record. Lineage: Eukaryota; Metazoa; Chordata; Aves; Charadriiformes; Charadriidae.